UCCGCACCUGCAUCUUUCCCGUCACCGCCUCUCCACUUCCGCCCUCCCCGCCCCAGCCAAUCGCCUGCCCCAGCGCCCGCGCCUCAGCCAAUCAAAACGCGCCCCGCCCAAAGGUCCCGCUCCCGCCAAUCAGAAGGCGGCAGCUCGGAGGCAGCGCCACGUCCCUGUGCCUCCAUUGGGUGGAGGGGAAAGGGCGUGGUCAGUGCGGACCAAUCGGUGCGGGCAGUGGGAGUUUCGGGUGCCGAUCCCGAUCCCGGUGCAAAUCCCGAUCCCGGCCAUAAUCCCCGUCCCAAACCGGGUCCCAUUGCCGGUCCCGGUUCCAAACCUGGCACCAGUCCCGGUCCCGGUCCCCAGGUGCCCCCAGAGCGGAUCCCGGAUCCCCUGGGAAGCGCUGGGUGCCCCAGCAGACACCCGGGAUCCCCCCGGGACCCCCAGCAGCCGCCCCAAAAGGAGCCCCAGUCCCUGGGGGGGUCCCGGAGCGGAUCCCGGAUCCCCCCGGGCCCCACAAUCCCCUCCGGAGCCGGGAUCCCCCGGGACCCGCUGGGACCAUCCCCGGGAUCCCCUCGGGGAGCGGCUCCGGGGCUCCCGCGGUGUCCCCGUGUCCCCGUGGGGUCACAUCCCGCUGCCGGUGCCUGACCCUGGUGCCACCGAGCCGCCGCCCCCGGGCCCCGAGCGCUGCCACGGCCACCCGGGGCCACCCGGGCCACCUCCCGGGGCCACCCAGAGCCACCCGGGCCACCUCCCGGGGCUGGCACCGCUCCCUGUCAUGAAUAUUCAGCCGCGCCUGGCCCGGCCCCGCUGUUUGCUCGGGCAGGAGGGGUUUGGGUUCACCUUGACGGGAGCACCGGGACAGCCGCAGGUGAGCGGCACCGGCCCGCGCUGCCCCCCGGGACAGCCCGGGACACACCCGGGACAUCUCCGGGACACCCCCGGGACCCCGGGAGGCGGCAGGAGCAGGAUGGCCGACGGGCACGGCUGGUGGAAGCUGACGUUCCUGCGGAAGCGCCAGGCAGCGCCCGCCGUGCUCUACGAGAGCCCCGAGGGGCCCGCGGCGCCCGGCGGGGACAGCGCCGAGGGCACGGGCCCCGAGGGCACCCCCGGCUUCGCCGCCCGCCUGGAGAAGAUCGUGGACAAGAGCACCAAGGGCAAGCACGUCAAGGUCUCGCACUCCGGGCGCUUCAAGGAGAAGAAGAAAGUGAGGGCGACGCUGGCCGAGCAUCCCACCCUGUGCGGGGCCGGCGAGCGCGACGAGAAGUGACCCGGGCGGAUUGUCGCCCGCCGGGGACGGGAUGGACAGGAGGACUCAGGAUGGAAUUCACCUGCGGCGGGGACAGCCCGUGAGCCCAGCCCGGGCAGAGCGGGGCCGGCGCUGCCCGCCCCGCCCGCUGCCCGGCGCUGACCGGUUCGGACCGGGAUGGACGCUCCCCGCCCGGCUCUGCCCCGAUCCCGAUCCCGAUCCCGGUCCCCUCCUCCCGUCCCGUUCUGGGGCUGGGCCCCGCUCGUGUCCCGGUCCCGAGGGGCUGCGGAGCCGCCCUGCCGAGACCCCCGGAGGGGAUGCGACACUUCCCUGUCCCGAGGGAGCGACCCUGCGGGCCCGAUCCCGCUCCCGGAGGAGCCGCGUUCCCCGGAGGAGCCGCUUUUCCCGGGAAUCGCCCCCCGGAGGAGCCGCUUUUCCCGGGAUUCUCCCCCCGGAGGAGCCGCUUUCCCGGGAUCGCCCCCCGGAGGAGCCGCUUUCCCGGGAUCGCCCCCGCUGCUGGAAGCGGGGGUCCCGCCCCGCGGCCCGGGAUGCUGGGAGCGCUCGCGCCUGCUGCUAAUUAACUGCGGUUAAUAAACCGAGCCUGGGAGCGGAGACGGCUCCGGGAGAGCUCCGCGGAUCCCCGGAUCCAGCCCCGAAGGGGGGGAAGCUCCGGAUCGCCGCGGGACGCGGGUGGGAGCGGGGCCGCGCCGGGGAAUCCCUGAGCGGUGAAGGAGGAGGAAGAGGAGGCGGAUCCCGAAACGCGGCAUGGAAGGGUGGGAAGGCUCUGGGUCCUUCUGGGAUCGCGCUGGGAGCCACCCCGGGAAUCCCUGAGCCCUGGAGAAGCGGCCGGAGCUCCCCGCUCCCUGAGCCCGCGGGGAAAGGGACGAUCCCGGAUCCCGGAUCCUCGAUCCCGGCCCCGCAGGGCGCGGCUGUUCCGGAGCCCAGCCCCGGUUUCCCGGCACGGGGCCGGUGCCGGUGCCGCCCUGGCUCGGUUCGCUCCCGGGAUCCCGGAUUCCCGGCGGGAAUGGGAGGGCAGCGGUUCCCUUUCCCCCUGGAAUUUGGGACAUCGCUCCCCUCGUGUCCUUCCCAAGGGACGGGCACAGCCGGGGGGUCCAGAGCCACUCGGGGGCUGUGACAGUGCCACAAAGGGGGUGGCACCGCUGGGACAGGCACGGUCCCCCCCAGGGCCGGCGGGCACGGAACCGGGCCGGGUUUUGGGGCCG
Messenger RNA from Passer montanus (Eurasian tree sparrow), 2460 nucleotides. RefSeq names its product proline rich 15 like (gene PRR15L). The transcript is spliced from 3 exons. NCBI's taxonomy places the organism in Eukaryota, Metazoa, Chordata, Aves, Passeriformes, Passeridae. The record is from RefSeq and is a predicted model, not a curated record. The coding region runs from base 767 to 1258 and encodes 163 amino acids.